AUGGAUAACCGCGGCUCCUUCUUCUUUUUCCUGCUGGUUUUCUACCUCCUUCUUAGCUCUCAGUCGCGCCCGCCGCUACUUGAUGAAGAUCGGCAACAUCAGCGCGAGCUUGACCGUGAGCGACAUGCGCUUCGGCUGAUGAAUGGGUCGAAAUAUGGCGACUUCGACCCACCUGCCAAUAAAUGGCUACCUUUUUCAGGGUUAAGAGGGAAUGACAGCUAUGCUUGGAAUCUUCUCCCGCAGGUCCAAACCCGCGCUCGCCACCAGUUGCAAUCAGCUGUGUCAAAUGCUGGACUAGAACCUCCAAAUGGUCUAAAAGACCCCACGGUAUCACCCACCUUGAACUUGACAAAGCUUGUGCUUCCAGUAUAUCGCAACGCAACAGGGAAGCUUCGUGGCGAUUGGGUUCGACAGAGCGAUGGUGCGGAUCGGCGCGAGCCCCUCAAUACAACUGCUAUCGCCGAGGAGCACGAAUAUUUCACUCAUGAAUUCAGCCACAAUAUUACUGGCAAUGGAGGUACCUUCUACUUUGAUCUGGAAGGAGGAUCCGGCGAAGAACUUCAGAUGGGUAAUGGACUUGUGAGGGAAAUGCGAGCAAGCUUAACGGUUGAGAGUGAGGACUUCUGGGGAAGCACCUGGUACCUUCCUUUGCUGGGUGUGCACUUCCCGGAGACUGGAAGCAUCGUUCUAAGUACAUCGAGCGAGAAGUAUGGUGGAAUUUUCGCGCUGCCCCACCUGAUGCUUUCUUCCGAUACUUAUGAACUAUCCCAUCAGCUUCUUGUGCAGUCGCUGUCAGAUGCCAUCUCGGAAAAACAGAAUCGACCUUCAACCCUACUCCCUUGGUCCUCUUUGGCAGGCACAUCACAGGUCGAAUUUCCCUCCCCAAACUGUGAACAUAUAGUCUACCUCCAACAGCAUCCUGUCAUGGUGGGAGAUGCCCCAGCUGACAGGUUACUUUUGGAGCGUAUGGAGCAAGAACUCAGAUAUCCGACGGGAGCACCGAUCCCUAGUCCUCCUCUUAUGGUGAUGUCUGCCGUUGUCUUCUCCCCAGACUGCGGGUAUAUACUUGAGACGAAGGGGACUCCUGAUUUCCCGCCUUCUGAUUCGCUAUACUUGACUGGACCGAAGCAAGAAGAAUACGGAAAAUAUGCAUCGCGUCUCAUUUUGGUCGUUUCCGGUGUGUUUGUCGCACAGAUCAUGCUGCUUUUGCGCCAAAUCAAGGAGGCUUCCACUCCUUCGACACGGAGCCGAAUCAGCUUCUAUACUAUCGCAUUAAUGGCGCUCGGCGAUGCAUUUGUUUUAGCUUUCAUGGUUAUGGAACUUUAUGCUUCAGUUUCCUUUUUGGUCUUGACCACUGCAUCAUUCUUGGCAUUCCUUUCAGUGAGCUACAUUGGAAUGAAGUUCAUGAUGGAUAUUUGGGCAGUGCAGGAACCGGAGAGACGAGAGGAAGAUCGUCCCUCCAACCCCCCAGCUCCAACUACGCGCCCAGGAACUUUACCCUUGCCUGUCACUGCCCCAACAGUGCAAGACUCGGGGGCCACCCCAAUCAUUUUGCCACCCGACCAGGAUGCUCCCGCUGAUGAGUUGGAUUCGCCGCCGCUGCUAGCCACACGGACUACACCUCCAACUCCAAGACAAAUACGCAGCGAUGUGGGCGCAAUGUACGCGCGCUUCUAUCUUGCAUUGUUUGGGUUGUUCUUUCUCUCGGUUUGGGCUUCUCUCUUACCGAGACGUCUCGGCUCGAUAUACACACGUUUCUUGGCAUCAAUCUAUCUAUCCUUCUGGGUGCCCCAGAUCUACCGCAACGUGAUACGAAACUGCCGCAAAGCUCUUCGAUGGGACUUCGUUGUCGGCCAGAGCGUUCUCCGACUUUUCCCGUUCCUCUACUUCCUCACAGCUCGCGGAAAUGUACUUUUCAUCCGACCAGAUUACACAACUGCAUUUGUCAUGACUGGAUGGGUAUGGCUUCAAGCCUGGAUGUUAGCCAGCCAGGACAUUCUUGGCCCGCGCUUUUUCGUGCCCCGUGGUUGGGCACCUCCUGCAUAUGAUUAUCAUCCCACAUUACGAGACUUAUCCGGAACGGACGAGGAUCUCGAGGCUGGCGGCGGCGAUCUGUCGAUUGCAUCCCUGCGGGCCGAUGAGCGAGAUCUGGUCAGUGACGCUAAGGACGAUGACAAGGAACGAAAAGACCGCAAGAAGGCCAUGUUUGACUGUGUCAUCUGCAUGCAAGAUAUUGAGGUGCCUGUCCUCCCCGCACCUUCCGCCUCUGGUGGAAGUAGCGUAACCGACGGGGCAUCUAGCAUAUUGAGUCGCCGGUUGUACAUGGUUACACCUUGCCAUCAUAUAUUCCACACUGCCUGUUUGGAAAGCUGGAUGAGACUUCGACUCCAGUGUCCGAUAUGCCGUGAAUCCAUUCCCCCUGUAUAG
Molecule: messenger RNA, 2427 nt
Organism: Penicillium soppii
Lineage: Eukaryota; Fungi; Ascomycota; Eurotiomycetes; Eurotiales; Aspergillaceae
Gene: dscA
Product: ubiquitin-protein ligase dscA
Exons: 1
Coding region: 1-2427 (808 amino acids)
Source: RefSeq, a predicted model, not a curated record